UGAGGCUUUUCUUAGUCGUCUUAUGGAAACUGGUGCAACAGAAAGUUCAUCUUUAUGUGACCUUCCUAAACAGAUGGAAGGUGAUCAACAGAGAGCCUCUGAACAAACUAAGAACAUCUUAAGUAAUUUAGUUGCUGCUGUUGACAAUUUGUGGUAUCUAAAAGAUGGAAUACAUACUGUAGUCUUGAAAAAACUUUCAGAAAAUGGAUCUUGCAGGCAAAGGACACCAAGUGAAUUAGAUAGAGAGGUUAAGAACUUGAGGGUGCCAUUUACUGACCUGUUUUUGAAGCAUAACACUUUCAAAGAAACUGCAAAGCCAUCGAGAUAUUGAUGCAAAGAAUGGAAGAAUGUAUUUCACUCAUUUUUGUAUACAUUUCUUGUUUUGUAUUUAGUGAUAAAGGAAUCUGAAUUGGGCAUAAAUUAUGUUGUAAUAUGAUUUCUUAAGCCUAGACUAGUAGACUAAAUAUUGUAAUUACAUUUGAGUAAUUAAUAAAAAUCUAUUUAUGUUACCUUAU
Molecule: messenger RNA, 515 nt
Organism: Humulus lupulus (European hop)
Lineage: Eukaryota; Viridiplantae; Streptophyta; Magnoliopsida; Rosales; Cannabaceae
Product: E3 ubiquitin-protein ligase BRE1-like 1
Exons: 2
Coding region: 23-331 (102 amino acids)
Source: RefSeq, a predicted model, not a curated record